CUUUUUACUGGCAACAUAAAAGAAAGAGCAAGAUUUGGGUGACGAACGGGAUAUAACAUGACCCAGUCUGUUGUAGUUCAAAUUGGACAGUGUGGAAACCAGAUCGGUUGUCGCUUUUGGGACCUGGCUUUGCAAGAGCAUGCCCAUUACAACCAAAGCGGAUUGUAUGACGACACCACCGGCACCUUUUUUCGCAAUGUGGACUCGGUGAGCUGGAAUGGGGUCUGUUGUGGUUCUGCUAGUGGGAGAAUCCAUCAGCUGAAAGCGAGAGCGGUGCUGCUGGACAUGGAGGAGGGUGUGAUCGGUGAGUUCCUGAAAGGGCCUUUGCGAGAGCUUUUUGACAGCACUCAGCUCCUCACGGGCGUGUCAGGUGCGGGCAACAACUGGGCAGCUGGCCACCUGACUUACGGUUCGACCUAUAAGGACGAGAUUGUGGAUCAGCUGAGGAGGGCAGCAGAGCAGUGUCACUGUCUGCAAUCCUUUUUUCUGAUCCACUCAAUGGGAGGAGGUACAGGUUCAGGGCUCGGGACCAAAGUACUGCGCCUUCUUAAGGAUGAAUUUCCCGAGGUGUGUCGCAUUGUCAUACCUGUCUGUCCAUCUGUGGAUGACGAUGUCAUUGUGUCACCCUACAACAGUAUGCUGGCCAUGAGAGAGCUCACAGAGAAUGCUGACUGUGUUCUGCUGGUAGAGAACCAGGCACUGGUGGACAUUUUGAACACGGAACACGCAUGCCAUGGCACACAACACGCGAAAGGCAACAUCACCUCAGCAAAGGACAGGCUGACGGGCUCUGAAAAGCCUUUUGAUGCUAUGAAUGACAUUGUUGCUAACAUGCUACUCAACCUUACCAGUUCUGCCCGUUUUGAGGGUUCCCUCAAUAUGGAUCUGAAUGAAAUUGCCAUGAACCUGGUUCCUUUCCCUCGAUUACACUAUCUGGUUCCAAGUCUAAGUCCUGUCUACAGACUUGCGCGGGUCAGCCACCCGAUAAGAAGAAUGGACAAGCUCUUUAGCGAUGUCUUCAGCAAAGGCCACCAGUUGAUCAAAGCAGAGCCAAAGCGCAGUCUCUACUUUGGCUGUGCCCUCAUGCUUAGGGGGGAUGCUCAAGUGUCAGACCUGCGCAGGAAUAUUGAGAGGUUAAAGCCCACGGUGCGCUUUGUGUCAUGGAACCCGGAAGGCUGGAAGACAAGUCUUUGUUCUGUGCCCCCUGUUGGUCUCUCUCAAUCCCUGUUAGCCCUGGCCAACACUACUACUAUCAAAUCCACAUUCAUGGAGAUGAGAGAACGAUUCCAAAAACUUUAUCGGAAGAAGGCACACUUACAUCAUUACCUCGAAGUCGAUGGGAUGGAGGAGAGUUUAUUCUCAGAGGCCGUAACAUCCCUCGACGCUUUGAUUGAGAAGUACCGUGAUCAGGAAGCUGGUGCAGGGAAAUUCAUGCCCGUUCCAGAAAGAUUAAAAGUUGCUUAAUGCAAUACAACUGACAUUUCGUGAUACUAAUGAAUAUAGCAUCGCAUGUGAGUAGCUCAGUGUGCGGCAACAACACUUGGAUGGACAAGAAUGAAUUCAUACAAUGUUUCAGGCAUGAAUGUAAACCUGCUUAGGCAAUGGCAAGAUCUCUAGCUUGAAGAUGGGAUUGGUUACAUUAUAGGCAUAAAUAAGAUUAUUUCCCCAUAAAAUAUUAAAUUUCUACAAAAGAUGUGUCAGUCCUUUUACGUGUAGUAACUUACAGCAGAUCUGCCACAUCCAAUAUGGCGGCCGUGCUGACGUAUAAUAGCCACGGACUGAUCUGUUCAAGGUAAGUACGUAAAAAUUGUCCAUAGUGCUAAAUAGGCUUAUUUACAAUUGGUCAAAUCAGAGUUCGUCACGAGAUUCAUGUUACAUGUUGAUUAGAUUCCAAAUCAGCAUUUUAAAAUACAGAGUUUUGACACAUUUUUAACGUAUUAUAACAAGAGUAAGCGCUAUCGUGUAUCUUUUUAACCUGUAGUGAACAGGGACACGUAUGUACAUUUUUUUCAGACCUGUAAAUAGCUUCUGCACAAUUGUCAAUCCGCUCUUAAAAUAGCAAGAAUAAUUUUAAAUACAUUUAAUUCUAAAAUUGAUAUCUAGAUCUUUGGAAUUCCGGUUGUCAUGAAUGCGUCAUGACGAGCACACGGAAAAGUGCCUCGCGCAGGCCACCAGGCUAGGCUAGCUAGGUAGUCAAGUACGACACUGCGCAAGCGGUGCGCUAACAUGUUUUAAUUGUGGAUGGCUACAUUAACGCGCAUUUAAAGUUA
Syngnathus acus (greater pipefish) is the source of this 2270-nucleotide messenger RNA. It is a transcript of the gene tube1, whose product is annotated as tubulin, epsilon 1. The transcript has a single exon. Bases 58 to 1464 code for a protein of 468 amino acids. Lineage: Eukaryota; Metazoa; Chordata; Actinopteri; Syngnathiformes; Syngnathidae. The record is from RefSeq and is a predicted model, not a curated record. Gene Ontology annotation, molecular function: GTP binding; structural constituent of cytoskeleton. Gene Ontology annotation, cellular component: cytoplasm; microtubule. Gene Ontology annotation, biological process: mitotic cell cycle; microtubule cytoskeleton organization.